AUGACAGAACGAUUCGAAAUGGUGUCUAGAGGCGAUUCGACAGAUGGUGAUCUUCCAGGGAUGCGAUUUGUGGUCACUCUCGUCAAGGACCCAUCAAGUGGACUUGGCCUCACAUUGGUGGACGGUAAUCUCAAUGGCGUCAAGGGUGUCUAUGUGAAGUCUGUUGCUGAAAAUGGUGCUGGAAUGCGAGCUAAAUCCAAUUUGGAGUGGACCGAUGAGUUGGAAGAAGUUGGUGAAGAAGCUGAAGUAGAGGAUGACAUCAUUUAUGUGGAAUUGGAACGCAACUCAGUCGGUUCAUUGGGUGUGCAGAUCGCAUCCGUAAGUGGACGAGUCUGUAUCAAACAACUGACAGCUGAACCUGCUGCUAGUCAUCCAGAUAUUCACGUCGGUGACGCUCUUAUCUAUGUGAACGGUGAGCCGGUGUCCAAUAAAUCGCACCAAGAAGUGGUGUCAAUGUUACGUAGUGGCGGUAACGUCGUGACGUUGGGAUUACGGCGUGAAUCACAGAAAAACGGCAAUAUUAUCACUGCAGUGCUGGAGAAGAAGCCGGAAGGUUCUUUAGGGCUUUCCUUAGCGAAGAGGACCGGUUCCGAUGGUAUUUUCAUCAGAAUGAUCGCUGUGAAUUCAGCUGCUGCUAUGGAAGGCAGUCUACGUGUGGGUGACCGUCUUUUGUCGUUGGACGGUGAAAGCGUAACCGACCUCACACCAACAGCUAUUUUGGAGCGAUUGCGUUCCAUUCAGGGCGCCGUACAUAUCACCGUAUCACGGGACUCUCAAUAA
Molecule: messenger RNA, 780 nt
Organism: Ostertagia ostertagi
Lineage: Eukaryota; Metazoa; Nematoda; Chromadorea; Rhabditida; Trichostrongylidae
Source: the annotation of a GenBank genome assembly